AUGUUGACCCAAAUUCUGUUUGCAGUCCUGGCCUUUGCAGCCCAGGCCGAGGCAGUGAAUACUCGAUUUUGUGCGGCACACCACGCUCGUCUGAUAAAUUUGAGGCAGGAAGCAGCAGCUACCCCAUUCUGCAUCGGCUAUUUGUCAAUUGGCACGACAACCAUAACCAAGAACAGCAUUGUCACCGUCACAGAUAAUCCGAUAAUGGUUUUUGCUACAAUCACUGUUACAGUUACGGCAGAUGAUUUGACAUUACGGACAACCAGUGUUGUGUCGAGAAUCAUAUCAGCGUCAGCUGGGGCUACGGUUUUACAAGGCUGCUACUCACACCAAGUUCCAACGAAAAGAGACACGUCAUCAUACCGCGCCGAAAUCGGGUUUCUGCGGCCGUCCAACAUUCCCAUCGAUUGGCCUGACCCAGCAGUUUCUCUUGCGUGUUCCUGUCUGGCCAUCCCAAGUCCAACAAUAACCAAGAUCGUUGUGCAAUCAGGCAUCGUAGGUCACCUAUCAACCGCUACCUUCAGGCCGCUUACCACAAUUGGCACCUGGAUUGCCCAAAGGGUCGUACAAUCGACCGUAUUCCAGACAGUGACUUCUACAACGACAUUGACACGCGGCUUGGCGGCUCAACCGACUAAACUAUCGCCAGAGGGCCUCAGAUUUGGCGUUUUUGAUCAUCGAAUUCACACGGGAGGUGAAGAUAUUGCCGCAGCAGAUGAUCUAAGGUCUCACAAGAUUCUUGACUCUGGCACCAUACAAAAUCUCAAUUUCGACAUUGAUAUCCAGUCCCAGACCAUGUUCCUCGACGGGAGGAACAUGACGGCGCGAUGGAGAGGCAUCAACGCGGCAGGCUACUUUUUGGCGAGAACAGCAGGCACGUAUACCUUUAGCACCCCGCUGCAAGAGUUCUGGGACGAGGUCUUCUUUUGGCACGGCGACCUUGCCUACAACAAGUGGGGUGAUAAAAAUGCCGACUAUUUCGCCUGGAGGGACCGUUGGAAGAGCGGAGCGGUCAGUAUCACACUAUCGGCCGGCCAAGUCAUGCCUGUCCGCUACAUGUGGGUAAACUCUAACGCCGAUCUCGGCUUUUGUGACUGUGACAUAGAUUAUGGCUCGAGCCGGUUGUGGAUUACCACGCCCGAGGGACAGGUAGUCAAGGACUCUACUGGGUGGUUUAUCCGAGAUUGUUCGGAUGAUACUUUCAGUGGUAUAGCACAUAUCUAG
Pestalotiopsis fici W106-1 is the source of this 1224-nucleotide messenger RNA. RefSeq lists its product as uncharacterized. Lineage: Eukaryota; Fungi; Ascomycota; Sordariomycetes; Amphisphaeriales; Sporocadaceae. The transcript is spliced from 5 exons. The coding region runs from base 1 to 1224 and encodes 407 amino acids. The record is from RefSeq and is a predicted model, not a curated record.